AUGGAAAAUGACAAAGAAGCAUAUUCAGAAGAUGUGAGAAAGAUAAUAAUAAGGCAAAAAACAGUUUUGUCACAUUUGGAAAAAGAAAAAGAAGAAUUGAAAAUAAUGUUAGCUUGUGGAGAUAAUAAAAUAUUAAAAAAAAAAGAAGAGGGAAGGGUUCGUAUAUUACAACAACAGUUAAAAGAAUUCGACGAUGUUGGACGUAAAAUUAAAAAAGAAGGUUUGGAACUUAAAGAAUUGGGUCAAAAAGUUGAUAAAGUUGAAAAAGAAUUGAGAGAUUUUAAAAUAAAACAUAAAUUACAAGAUAAUUCGAUAGAAGAAAUUAAAAAACAAGCUAAAACUGAUGAAAAUUUAGAAACGAGAUUGAACGUUGAAACAAUUAAAUUUAAUAAAUUAAUUACCGAAAAUCAAUCGCUUCGACAAGAAAUCGAUCAUCUUCUUAUUGAAAGAGGAAAAUUUAAUUUGAUAGAAGAAGCUCUUACAAAAUUGGAAGCAUUGAAAGCAAGAGCAAAACAAGAUUUGAUAUUACACAGUCAAGAAAUGAGAGAAUUAAAAAGAAAAUUAGAUAAUGAAACUAAAAUACAUGAUUUUGUUGGAGCAAAAGGCGCGAAAAGAAUUAAUGAACGCGAAACAAAAGAACUUCAUUUACAAGAAUAUAAAAAAAUAUUAGAUGAUAUUAAAAUGUAUUUUCAAGAAUCUGAUGUUGAAAGAGUUAUUUCAUCUUAUUUAAAAAUAGAAGAAGAUAAUCUUAAUCUUUUCCGUUUUAUAAAUGAAUUGAAUACUCAAGUUGGAGUAUUGAGAGAACAAUUAUGUGAAACAAGGGAACAAAUAGAAAAUCAAAGAGAAAAAAAUUUGCAGACGGAAAAGGAACAAGUUGAUGUUCUUAUUAAUUUACAUGAUAAAUUAAUUGUUUGCGUUCAAGAAGCUGAUGAAGCUGAUGAAAAAUUUGCUACAUGUAAAACAAUUAUUGAUCAACUUUUAGAUGGUUUAAAUACAGUUUAUAAAUUUAUACAAUGUGAUCCAUCACCAAUCAUGUCACUCUUGGGUUCGAACACAUCAGCAAACAUUUACAAUUUUGAUUUGUUUCUUAACAUAUUGGAAAAACGUGUAAUUGCAAUUGUUAAUCUUGCUUGGUAUUUAUCAUAUUCAAAAGUUGCUGUUAAAGCAGCCAAAAGAUACCCGGGACAAGUGAGUUAUUUGAGAGAACCGGUAAUGAGAGAAAUAGUACCUGUCAUACCUAACCCUAUAGAUGCAAAUAAAUAUAUAUCUUCUCAACCGUGUCCUCUGUGUACACAAAAAGAUGACAUAUCUGAAGUUGAUGAAACGAUUGCUACCCCAAUGGAAAAGAACGAAUUGAUUGAUUUAGUAAAAGAAGUUCUUUUUAGUGUCGAAUAUGAAGAUAGAAUGCAUAACGCAAUAACAAAAUUAAAUCGUUUACAAUCAUGUAAUUAUAAAUAUAGAGAAAAAAUUGAUCAUUAUUUAAAAGAAAGAACAUUUUUCAAUCAAUCAUAUCAAGAAUUAGAAUCGAAAUUUAUUACGGGUAAACAAAUAAUAUUAGAUUUAAUGGAACAAAGUACUUUAGCUUACGAUCAAAGAGAAGAAGCACAAUCAAAAUUAGAAGCAUUAAAACAAAAAGGAAAACUUGAUGUAUUAAUUCAUAGUCAAGAAAUGAAAGAACUUCAACGACAAUUAGAUCACGAUUCAAAGCUUCAAAACUUUUUAGGCGUCAAAGGACAAAAAAGGAUAAUGGCCGAUUUAGAAGCGAAACAAGUUUUGAAACAACAACAACAAAAAGAAGAAUUAGAAAAACAAAUAAAAAACUAUCAAUUAUUAUUAGAACAAAUAAGAAAAAUAACGGAAGAAUCAAACGUUGAUAAACUUUCGGCACAAUUUCUUAAACAAGAAGAAGAAAAUUUUGCACUUUUUAAUUACGUUAACGAAUUAAAUAACGAAUUGGAAAUACUUCACGAACAAGUUAAAGAAGUUGAAAAAAAUGUCCAUGAACAACAUAUAGCAAAUGAAGUAAAAGCAAAUGAGAAAAAAAUUGUCAUUCAAGGAUUGGAAGAAGAAUUAAAAAUAAAAAAAAACGAAUCGGAUAAAUUAUUAAAUAAAUUAAUGGAAACACGUUGUGCGAGUACAAAAUUAUUAAAAUCAAUUAAAAACGUUUAUGAAGUUUUAAGAAGUGAAAAUAAUGCAGUUCUUGAGCUUUUAGGUAAUAAAACGGAAGUGACGUCAUAUAACGUUUUCCUUUUUUUAGAAAUUAUAGAAAGGAGAUCAAAAGAACUUUCCAUAUUAUUAACAACAACAACAACAAAAAAUAAAUAA
Molecule: messenger RNA, 2325 nt
Organism: Pediculus humanus corporis (human body louse)
Lineage: Eukaryota; Metazoa; Arthropoda; Insecta; Psocodea; Pediculidae
Product: Spindle pole body protein pcp1, putative
Exons: 13
Coding region: 1-2325 (774 amino acids)
Source: RefSeq, a predicted model, not a curated record